AUGAACGCUACGAAAACAACUCAUCCUCAGAAUUUACUGGCUGAUAAAAACUACGAUAAUUAUGAACUUUUUGCUCUGAAAAAGGUAUUUUUUAUAGAUUUCCAGUGAACAUUGAGAAAUAAGUAUUACCAUUACCAAGACCCCGUUUUUACUAGAGCGAAAGUUUUUGGAUUCAUCACGAAAUCGAAACGUUUUAGUACCGGAUUCAUGUUGCCGUUUACACACGCAGCGACGAAUCCGAUAGUAAAUCUUGUUGGUUUCGUGCCGAGUCCGGAAACUUUGAAACCGGAAAAGUUUGUGGGAACUUCGUAUCCGGAAACAUUCGAAUCCAGAGAAAACUCUCGUGUAAACGGUUUUCCGUAAAGAAUCCGAAUCAAUUUGUUCCGGUGUAUGGUCAAAACAUCGCAUAAUAUCACUAAGAGGGUUAAAACCAUACUUUAUAUUGGCCAUGGCUGUGUCAGGCUGUGUAGUGUAUAAACGCCUCACGGAUCCGUAUACUUACGAAAGACAAUUAUGAAUCUGUGUAAACGUUAUAUUACCUGAUAUAACAUAUACAACAUCUCAAAAACAAAAUUUGUUUUUCAUUUCACUUUUUUGCAGAAAAUAGAAAAACAAACACCGGUAAAACAUGAUGGUAAGAUGACUUGAACCAACUUUAUCUUAACAAACAUGUACAGAGUAAUUGUGUGAGGUCAGGUUAAGGUUAUAGGUUGAGGUCUGGUUAGGUUAAGUUCAGGUGAGGUUGAGGUUAGGUUAGUUAAGUUAGGUUAAGGUUUGGUUGAGGUUAGGUUAAGGUUAAUAAGUUGAGGUAAGCUUGAAGUUAGGUUGAGAUACGUAAUGAGGUUAAUAAGUGGAUAAUAGGUUGAAGUUAGGAUAGAGUUUAGGUUGAGUUCAGCAAAGAUUUAUUAAUUUACUUCUUCUUUCAGCGAAAAGUUGUGAUGACCUGUACAAAUCAAGCAAGACAACCACCGGGGUGUAUACAAUCGACCCAGAUGGCUUGGGAGCUUUUGCUGUUCGUUGCGAUAUGGAAACCACUCCAGGGCGGGGCUGGACUAUAUUCCAAAGACGUGUCGAUGGCUCUGAGGACUUUUACAGGAACUGGACUGACUACAAAACUGGAUUUGGCAAUCUGUCUGGUGAAUUUUGGCUUGGGUUGGACAAGAUUCAUCGUCUCUCAGCCAUUGGACAGAAUGUACUGAGAAUUGACCUCGAAACGUUUGAAGACGAGACAGCUUAUGCAAUUUAUGAAUCAUUUUCUGUGGGAAAUGAAAGUGAAGUUUAUAUUUUGAAUGUUGGGAACUACUCAGGUACUAAUAGAUAUAGUUAUAAAUUCCUUGAAUGCAUGUAUACAGAAAUAAUUCCGUCAAUCAGAUUGAAAUGCGUCCUUCGUAAUUGAUCGAUAUUCCCACUUAGAAUUUUCACAAUUGCAAGUGAAAUGGCUGCCGUACAGCGAAUGUGAGUGAUAUAUAUAUUGCUACUUUUCAACACGUUUCUCGUAAUUUUAUUACUCAGCAAUAUAUCGGAAACAUUUUCCAUCGAAAAUUUAGUAGUUUCAAACACAGAGAGCAGUGAAGUUUACAAUCAACAGCAAGUAUCAUGAGCGAAAGUUUUCGGAUUCAUCACGAAACCGAAACGUUUUAGUACCGCAUUCAUGUUGCCGUUUACACAAGCAGCGACGAAUCCGAUAGUAAAUCUUGUUGGUUUGGUGCGGUGUCCGGAAACUUUGAAUCCGGAAACGUUUGAGGGAACGUCGUAUCCGGAAACAUUCGAAUCCAGAGAAAACUCUCGUGUAAACGGCUUUCCGUAAAGAAUCCGAAUCAAUUUGUUCCGGUGUAUGGUCAAACCUUCUAGAAACCAUAAGGCUUUUGUUUAAGGUCCCUUGUUACAAUUCAAAUAAUAUAAUAUUAAUAAGUUAAUACCAGUCCAAUUAUUUUCAAAGAAAUUACGGUGAUAUCUGAUUUACAAUAAGGAAAGUGCGUAAAGAUAUAAUAGACUAUAACAACUAUUUGGCUUUUCACUUUGUGCUAAGAAUUCUACUUAUUUAAAUUUGACAGAAGAAAAUAUAUUUUCAUUGUCGAUUUAUAAAUAUUGGAAGAGAUCUAAUUUGCUUAUAUUGCGUCGGAAGAUUAUUCCACACAUUGAUGCCGUUAUUACAGAGCGUAUAAUUUGUUCUAGUACAACUUUUGUGGAGCAAUGAUGCGUUUCUUGUGUUAUAAUUAUGGAUUUCUUUGUUAGUUAAAAAAUAUUUAUUAAAAAUUUCUGGAAGAUUUUGUAGAUGAAAAUAUCGGAACAUAAAUAAACUUGUUAAAAAAUCAUUCAAUUUUUACAAGUUUAGUAUUAUAAGGUCAUUAAAAAUUGGUUCAGUAUGGUCAAAAUAGGAUUUGAAGGUCAUUAAUCUCACUAAGGCUUUUUCUGGAUAUUUACUAAUUUUUGAAUGUGAGAUUUGUAAGCGUUGUUUUAUAGUUUCGCUAUUUAUAGAAAUUUUUAAAUCACAUUUAGGUUUCUUAUUUUUUGAUCUGAAAGGAUCAGCAUGGUUUUCGCAGUGUUUAUAGAUAAUUUGUUAACAUUCAACCAAUCUGUAAUUUUGUUCAUUUCAACUUGAAUAAUUUCCUUUUAAGUUUUAAGACAAACAUCGCUAUACAGUAUGUUAGUGUCAUCGGCAAAAAAUAUAAUUGAAACCAAUUUACUGCAAUAUUGAAUAUCAUUUAUGCACAAGAGAAAUAAUACAGGACCUAAUACUGAUCCUUGUGGCACACCGCUUGUGAUUGUCAUUUCUUCAGAUUGUACUCCGUUAUAUUUUACAUAUUGCUUUCUAUUAUAUAGAUAAUUUUCAAACCAUUUUUUUGCUAUUCCUCGUAAACCAUAAUGUUCCAAUUUUCUUAUCAGGAUCUUGUAAUUAAUUGUGUCAAACGCUUUUGACAAAUCAAGGAAGAUACCAACUUCAUUUUAUCAACAAAAUCAAGUACAGCAAGUUCUGUUGACCUGUUGCGUCUGAAACCAUACUGAUGUUUUGAUAAUAACUCAACGCUUAAUAUAUUUACUGUAUAUAUGUGGUUUUGAGUGGCAAAGUAAGUGAACACAAAUCGGUUUUGUCGAGACGUGAUGUCAAAUUUGUGAACGUCAAAACGCCAGGCCUAAACUUUUCACUCCUAUAUACGCAUUUCUGGUACCACAUUCAUUUUAAAGCAUAUGGUCAGUACAUUUUCACUGAAACUACAGGAUAUGCUUUUUGUGUGUUUCUUACCAGAUUUUUUAGUUCUCGCAUUCGUAUUCAUCUUUUGGCAAUUCAAGUUUUGCAAGCCUAAAGGCCCUAGAAGUUUCCACUUCAGACCAUCGUCAUUGGCAGGAAAUAUUCGCGUGUUGUGUAUCAUUAAAAAACGUGACGUAUUUACAACAAUUUGAUAUAUAGGUACCGCUGGUGACUCCUUUAACUAUCAAAAUGGUAUGAAGUUCUCAACGAAAGAUGCUGAUCAUGACUAUGGAACCGGAAAUAUAGAAAAUUGUGCUCGAACGUUCCUCGGAGCUUGGUGGUAUAAAAACUGUCACUAUUCCAAUUUAAAUGGCUUCUAUUUUCAUGGCAACCACAGUUCUGCUGCUGAAGGCAUAAAUUGGUAUCACUGGAAAGGUCACUAUUACUCCAUGAAAAGGACAACGAUGAAAAUAAGAGGAACUUAA
Messenger RNA from Paramuricea clavata, 3675 nucleotides. The record is from the annotation of a GenBank genome assembly. NCBI's taxonomy places the organism in Eukaryota, Metazoa, Cnidaria, Anthozoa, Malacalcyonacea, Plexauridae.